ACGAAUACAUCCUCUUCUCUGAGCAGAAAGUCGACGACUUGUUCCCAGUUCCAGAAAGCACACCGCUUUCGUCUGUUUGUCUUGUGUUUCGUGAAGAAAUUGGAAAAUUGGAGAUGAGGGGUCAAGAUUUGAGGCCCACUGUCUCUUCUCUCAAGCGUCCGCGUUUCCCUGAUUCCGAUUCCGAUGAUGCCGUUACGGUUUUGGGUGAUACGGUCAAGAGGCAGAGGACUCAUGAUUCGGAUGAUGAUCUUUUGGUAAUGGAGGACUCAAUUAGGGAGCUUGAUGAUCUACUUCAUCACGAGGGGUCCUCAAGCAGCACCACCGAAGCAAAUGAUUGCUUGGAUGAUGAUCUGUUAAGAUCCUUAAUUGACGAGUUUGAGCUUCUGCCUGAUUCUGCUGUUGCGGCCUCUGCUGCAGACGAGGCUGCCGUUGUGCCUCGGCUGACUACUAAUCUCGGUCAUCAUCAUCACGAGAUUGAGGAGGGGCCAAGAACCGCGGAUGAAAGAGCGUUGGAUGAUGAGGAGGACUUGAUCACUGAAUUUUUUAAUCAUAUUGGAGGAGAGGAUGAUGAAGACCCAAAUCAAGAUCAUGUGCAUCAAGCUACUGAGCCUGAUCACACUACUCUGCUCAUCACCAUCAUCCCGUUCCCUCCUUUUCAAAUCAUUAUUUUGCCAGUUGUGGUUGGAAACAUAGAGAGGCCACGGGCCUCGGUUCUCCAUUUUCUCUUGAUUUGCUUGCUCACCAUCAUCAUCAUCUAG
This is a messenger RNA of Pyrus x bretschneideri (Chinese white pear), 758 nucleotides long. RefSeq lists its product as uncharacterized. The transcript has 2 exons. NCBI's taxonomy places the organism in Eukaryota, Viridiplantae, Streptophyta, Magnoliopsida, Rosales, Rosaceae. The coding region runs from base 114 to 758 and encodes 214 amino acids. The record is from RefSeq and is a predicted model, not a curated record.